AGACGUCAACCCCAACCCGAGCCCUGGACGAACCUCCAAACCCUAACUCGCGAGCGGCAGUCGCAUCGGCAUCGGCAUCUUACCAUCCCUUUCACCCCCUCGGCGCCUGGAUCUCUUUGGGAUUCGGAUCCUCCUCUUUCAGGUCCCUCCGGCCAAUAAAGGGUUUUUUGGCAGCCAGCUGUCAUGGCUACUCGUAUUCAAUUUGAGAACUCUUGUGAAGUUGGGGUUUUCUCAAAGCUGACCAAUGCCUAUUGUUUGGUUGCGAUUGGAGGAUCAGAAAACUUCUACAGCAUGUUUGAAGCCGAGUUGGCUGAUGUUAUCCCUGUGGUGAAGACCUCUAUAGCAGGCACUAGAAUAAUUGGGCGACUUUGUGCUGGAAAUAAAAAUGGGCUUCUCUUGCCUCACACCACGACGGACCAAGAGCUCCAACAUCUGAGGAAUAGUCUACCUGAUCAAGUGGUUGUUCAAAGAAUAGAGGAAAGACUAUCUGCUUUAGGCAAUUGCAUAGCUUGCAACGAUCAUGUUGCUCUCACACACCCUGAUCUAGACAGGGAAACUGAAGAGCUCAUCGCCGAUGUACUUGGAGUAGAAGUAUUCAGGCAGACAAUUGCUGGGAAUAUACUGGUUGGCAGUUAUUGUGCAAUUUCGAACAGAGGGGGUCUGGUUCACCCGCAUACAUCCAUUGAAGACCUCGACGAGCUCUCCACUCUUCUCCAAGUCCCACUCGUUGCCGGAACAGUGAACCGAGGCAGUGAGGUAAUUGCUUCUGGUAUGACUGUGAACGACUGGACAGCCUUCUGUGGAUCCGACACCACUGCAACUGAGCUCUCUGUCAUUGAGAGCGUUUUCAAACUAAGAGAAGCCCGGCCAAGCUCUAUCGUUGAUGAGAUGAGGAAGUCACUCAUCGACAGUUAUGUUUAGGAUUCUGAGAUUAUAUUUCUUCCAAAGUAACUGCUUGUAUUUAUAUAACUAGAUGUGCGUUACCAAUGUGCUGACAUUCUCUCAACUACAGCUUUCAUUGAACUCUUUCACAUUAUUUUCUCACCUUGCUCGAUAA
Messenger RNA from Musa acuminata subsp. malaccensis (wild Malaysian banana), 1057 nucleotides. RefSeq names its product eukaryotic translation initiation factor 6-2. Gene Ontology annotation, cellular component: cytosol; nucleolus; preribosome, large subunit precursor. Gene Ontology annotation, biological process: ribosomal subunit export from nucleus; cytosolic ribosome assembly; maturation of LSU-rRNA. Gene Ontology annotation, molecular function: ribosomal large subunit binding. The record is from RefSeq and is a predicted model, not a curated record. NCBI's taxonomy places the organism in Eukaryota, Viridiplantae, Streptophyta, Magnoliopsida, Zingiberales, Musaceae.